Ziziphus jujuba (common jujube) is the source of this 1294-nucleotide messenger RNA. RefSeq names its product ER lumen protein-retaining receptor A. The transcript is spliced from 6 exons. The coding region runs from base 407 to 868 and encodes 153 amino acids. Gene Ontology annotation, biological process: endoplasmic reticulum to Golgi vesicle-mediated transport; protein retention in ER lumen. Gene Ontology annotation, molecular function: ER lumen protein retrieval receptor activity. The record is from RefSeq and is a predicted model, not a curated record. Lineage: Eukaryota; Viridiplantae; Streptophyta; Magnoliopsida; Rosales; Rhamnaceae. Gene Ontology annotation, cellular component: cis-Golgi network; endoplasmic reticulum; membrane.
CAUCUCCUUUGUUCCUUCCUCCACACACCUUCCCCUUUGUGCACGACACAUCGGUUUUUCGAUUUUCAAUUCCUCUGCGUUUCCUGCGGUGUUCUCCCUCUAUUCAAAACCUAUUCUCUCUACCUCUCUAAUAUUCUCUCUGUGACUCUAUCUCUCUCUGUAUUUUUGCUAGAUUCUAGGGCUCGUUUUUGCCAUUUUACAACCAUGAAUAUCUUCAGGUUUGCAGGGGAUAUGACCCACUUGAUCAGUAUUCUGGUUCUUCUUCUCAAAAUUUACGCAACCAAAUCAUGCUCAGCUUUUAAUUUUGAAAGGGAUUUCGCUUAAGACACAGGAGCUGUACGCCAUAGUGUUUGUGGCUCGCUACUUGGAUCUGUUCACAGACUUCAUCUCUGUCUAUAAUACUGUGAUGAAGCUGGUGUUCAUUGGGUGCUCUCUGGCGAUCGUGUGGUGCAUGCGGUUGCACCGAGUGGUGAGGCGCACGUACAAUAAAGAUGUCGAUACAUUUCGCCAUUAUUUUCUCGUUCUGGGGUGCUUUCUUUUGGCGCUUUUUGUGCAUGAAAAGUUCACAUUCCAGGAGGUCUUAUGGGCAUUUUCAAUAUAUUUGGAGGCAGUUGCCAUUCUUCCCCAGUUAGUUUUGCUACAACGAAGUGGCAACGUGGACAAUUUGACAGUGCAAUAUGUGUUCUUUCUUGGAGCCUAUCGUGCAUUCUACAUUCUUAAUUGGAUUUAUCGUUACCUCACAGAGCCACAUUUCGGUAGAUGGAUAGCUUCCGUUGCGGGUCUGGUUCAAACUGCUUUAUAUGCGGAUUUCUUCUACUACUACUUCAUCAGCUGGAAAAACAACGCAAAGCUUCAACUCCCAGCAUGAAGUAUGGAAUUUUGUUUUCAAAAUCUUGAAGCUUCUUGUUCUGAGUCGUAGGGUUGUUACAGCCGGCUGGUAAAUCUGAGAAUGAUAAUUGAAAGUAAGAAAGAAUGGGAUACAUGACUAUAGUUUUAAUUAAGAGAGGAACCCCAUCUGCAAUCGAUGGGGGAAAAACACAUCUGGUUUUGGAUGGGAGUUUUUCAUCUCAUAGGCACUUCUAGAUUUAGAUCAACAUACUUAUUUUGCGAUGAUAUCUUGAUAAGCUGUAACAUUUAUCUCAUCGCUUUGUAAAGAUGUUAUUUAGAUUUGAGAGGGUGAAAUUGCAGAUAUGGCAGAAAAUUGUUUAGUGCAGGCAGAUACAGUUAUUUUUAUUAAAAAAGCAAAGGUACAGCUAACCCAGUUACAAUACUAAAACUUUUGAUAUUUUCAGGC